Messenger RNA from Megalobrama amblycephala (Wuchang bream), 8778 nucleotides. RefSeq names its product calcium voltage-gated channel subunit alpha1 Ia (gene cacna1ia). Gene Ontology annotation, cellular component: voltage-gated sodium channel complex; neuron projection; voltage-gated calcium channel complex. Lineage: Eukaryota; Metazoa; Chordata; Actinopteri; Cypriniformes; Xenocyprididae. Gene Ontology annotation, molecular function: voltage-gated sodium channel activity; low voltage-gated calcium channel activity. The coding region runs from base 18 to 6641 and encodes 2207 amino acids. The record is from RefSeq and is a predicted model, not a curated record. The transcript is spliced from 36 exons. Gene Ontology annotation, biological process: positive regulation of calcium ion-dependent exocytosis; sodium ion transmembrane transport; calcium ion transmembrane transport.
GCUGACGCUCCGUCGCCAUGACGACCGAGGAGUGUCCCGUGCCGCUUGGCGUGAGCCAGGUGGGGGCGGGGCUGUGUGAGGACUUCGGCCCCUCUCAGGUUGAUGACAUCAUUGAGGAGGUGGGGCCAUGCGAUGAUGCGGGCAGUGACAUCAGCACUUUGGUCGUGCCGUUUCCCGAUUUGGCGCCAGUGGUUUUCUUCUGCCUCAAGCAGACAACCUGCCCACGCAGCUGGUGCAUUCGAAUGGUGUUGAGUCCAUGGUUCGAGCGGAUCAGUAUCAUGGUGAUACUGCUGAACUGCGUCACUCUUGGAAUGUACCAGCCCUGCGAAAACAUCGACUGCACCUCGGAGCGCUGUCAGAUACUACAGGCAUUUGAUGCAUUUAUCUACAUUUUCUUUGCACUGGAGAUGGUGGUGAAGAUGGUGGCUCUAGGGAUCUUUGGCCAGCGCUGUUAUCUUGGCGAUACUUGGAACAGGCUGGACUUUUUCAUCGUCAUGGCAGGGAUGGUGGAAUACUCCCUUGAUCUCCAGAACAUCAACUUCUCCGCCAUCAGAACAGUGCGUGUACUCAGACCUCUCAAAGCCAUCAACAGAGUGCCCAGUAUGCGAAUCCUGGUGAACCUGCUGCUGGACACUCUACCCAUGCUGGGAAAUGUGCUUCUGCUAUGUUUCUUUGUCUUCUUCAUUUUUGGCAUCAUUGGCGUGCAGCUGUGGGCUGGACUAUUAAGAAAUCGCUGUUACCCAGAGGAGAACUUCACCCUCACAUCUGGCAUCACCCUCCCCACCCCAUAUUAUCAGCCCGAGGAGGAUGACGAGCGGCCCUUCAUCUGCUCUCUGGCUCAGGAUAACGGCAUCAUGUCCUGCAGAGAUGUGCCCGCUCGGAGAGAGGGCGGACGGGAGUGCUGUCUAGAUAAAGAUGACGCGCUGCACCGUCAGGCUCUGGGUCUGAGUGCAGAGCCAUUGGUCAAUGGCAGUGCCUCUGCAAUGGGGCUCUGUGUGAACUGGAACCAGUACUACACCCGUUGUCAUACAGGACACACCAACCCACAUAAAGGAGCGAUAAAUUUUGACAACAUAGGUUACGCAUGGAUUGUCAUUUUUCAGGUGAUCACACUAGAGGGUUGGGUGGAGAUCAUGUACUACGUCAUGGACGCUCAUUCCUUCUACAACUUCAUCUACUUCAUAUUCCUCAUCAUCAUUGGAUCUUUCUUCAUGAUUAAUCUGUGCCUGGUGGUCAUUGCCACUCAGUUUUCGGAGACCAAACAACGAGAGCACCAGCUGAUGCAAGAGCAACGUGCUCGCUACCUGUCCUCCAGCACACUGGCUUCGCUUGUUGAGCCCGGAGACUGUUACGAGGAACUCUUCCAGCUGGUCUGCCACAUCCUACGCAAGGCCCGCCGCCGCUCAGCCGCCCUUUAUUACAUGAUCCGUGGCAAAGCCCCUCCUCCUGGGGGAGGGAGGGGGCGUGGCAAAGGAGGUGCAGGAUCGACAGGGGGAGGAGCUAAUGUGAAUGGUGGAGAAAGACAUCACUGCCAUUCAGCUCAGACACCUCACUGUAUUCACGAAACCAAGUUGGACCACAGCUCCCAAGCUCUGGAGAAUGCCAUCUCCCUCUCCGUCCCAAACCCACAGGAGUGUCCACAGUGUGCUGCAGCCCUGUCACUCAAGGAGGGGGAUGUAUCAACGGGGCAUUCGGCCAAUGGGGAGGAAGAGGAGAGUGCGCUGGAGGAGACCAACAGGGAUGAGAACCACUUGGACGAGAGGGGGGACGAAGACUCCGAGGACACGCCGAGAAAGAAACGUACCUGUUUCGGGAAAUGUAAAGACGUCUGGGAUGAAAUGAGAGUGAAGCUUUGGGGUAUCGUUGAAAGCAAGUACUUCAACAGAGGGAUUAUGAUCGCCAUCCUCAUCAAUACAAUCAGCAUGGGCAUCGAGCACCAUAACCAGCCUGAAGAAUUGACUAAUGUCCUGGAGAUUUGUAACAUAGUGUUCACCAGUAUGUUCACCCUGGAGAUGAUCCUCAAGCUUACUGCCUUUGGCUUCUUUGAAUAUCUGAGAAAUCCCUACAACAUCUUUGAUGGCAUUAUUGUGAUCAUCAGUGUUUGUGAGAUCAUUGGGCAGUCUGACGGGGGUCUGUCUGUCCUGAGGACAUUCAGACUGUUGAGGGUCAUCAAGCUGGUGCGGUUCAUGCCAGCUCUGCGCAGACAGCUGGUGGUCCUGAUGAAGACCAUGGACAAUGUGGCCACCUUCUGCAUGUUACUAAUGCUCUUCAUCUUCAUAUUCAGUAUUCUGGGAAUGCACAUAUUUGGCUGCAAGUUCAGCCUGAAGACAGAGGCUGGGGACACGGUACCUGACAGGAAAAACUUUGACUCCCUGCUUUGGGCUAUUGUCACGGUUUUUCAGAUCUUAACUCAAGAGGACUGGAACAUGGUAUUGUAUAAUGGCAUGGCCUCUACCUCCCCCCUGGCGGCCCUGUAUUUUGUCGCGCUCAUGACUUUUGGGAACUAUGUUCUGUUCAAUCUACUUGUGGCCAUUUUAGUCGAAGGAUUUCAGGCUGAGGGUGAUGCUAACCGUUCCUGCUCUGAUGAUGACAGAUCCUCUUGUAAUAUAGAAGAAACAGAGAAAAAGAACUCGCUCCAGCUGUCAGAUCCCAAGAUUUCCACUUUGACCCCUAAUGGGCAUCUGGAUUUGGCACCUGCACCCAACGCCAGGGGCUUGUACCCAUCUGAAAGGCUGAGCUUUGCCUUGGGUUCCCGCAAGAGCAGCGUGAGCUCUCUGGGCAGGGCUAGCCUGGAGCAGACGACGCUGUGUCCAGGACGAGCUUCUCUGUACCACAAUUGGGGACGGCCCGCACGACCCAGUAUAUGGAGUCGCAGGUCGAGUUGGAACAGCUUGGGUCGAUCCUCUAGAUGCCUGGGGAUGGGGGGCGGAGGUAGUUUACGGGUUCGUAGCCCUCACUCUCGUCCUUCUGAGCAGGAGUCCCUGCUGUCUCCUCCGCCCCCUCCUCUGCAUCCGCCUCUUCUCUCUAGACACUUCGUCCCACGCAGAGAACGACGGGCUCUCUCUUUGGAGCUUCCGGAGCUGCUGCAGGUGCCCGGACCGGCCCUGCCUCCUCUGCACCCCCGGCAACGCAAAAAGAGCUUCUCUGGGGGUCUGGGAAGCGUUGGAGAGCACCAGGACUGUAAUGGAAAGACACCAUCAGUCCAACCACAAAUCAUCAAUGAAGUCUACCCUCAGGUCAAUACGCGCAAGGACAGGGAGGAUCUGGAUGAUGACUAUAGUUUAUGUUUCCGGAUUCAGAAGAUGAUAGAAGUGUACAGACCAGACUGGUGUGAGACCAGGGAGGACUGGUCUGUCUUCCUCUUCUCUCCUCAAAACAAGUUCAGGUUGUUGUGUCAGUCCAUCAUAGCCCAUAAGCUGUUUGACUAUGUGGUGCUGGCCUUCAUCUUCUCAAACUGCAUCACUGUGGCUCUGGAGAGACCCAAGAUUCUUCAGGGUAGCCUGGAGAGGCUUUUCCUUACCGUGUCCAAUUACAUUUUCACAGCCAUAUUUGUGGGGGAGAUGACACUCAAGGUGGUGUCCAUGGGUUUGUAUAUUGGAGAGCAGGCAUACUUGCGCAGCAGCUGGAACAUUUUGGAUGGUUUCCUGGUGUUCGUGUCUUUGAUUGACAUUGUUGUGUCAAUGGCGGGUGGGGCUAAGAUCCUGGGGGUCCUGAGGGUUCUCAGGCUUCUUCGCACACUGCGCCCCCUCAGGGUUAUCAGUCGAGCUCCUGGACUCAAACUGGUCGUGGAGACUUUGAUCACCUCUCUGAAGCCUAUAGGAAACAUAGUUCUCAUCUGCUGUGCCUUUUUUAUCAUAUUUGGCAUCCUGGGAGUCCAGCUGUUCAAAGGCAAGUUCUACCAUUGCUUGGGCCUCGAUGUCAAAAACAUCACGAACAAGUCCGACUGCCUCUUGGCCAAUUAUAAGUGGGUCCAUCACAAGUAUAAUUUUGACAACUUGGGGCAGGCUCUGAUGUCCCUGUUUGUGCUGGCAUCAAAGGACGGCUGGGUCAAUAUCAUGUAUCAUGGUCUGGAUGCAGUGGCAGUGGACCAGCAGCCCAUAACCAAUAACAACCCAUGGAUGCUGCUGUACUUCAUCUCGUUCCUCCUGAUUGUCAGUUUCUUCGUGCUGAACAUGUUUGUUGGAGUAGUGGUGGAGAACUUCCACAAGUGCCGACUGUACCAGGAGGUUGAAGAGGCCAAGAGGAGAGAGGAAAAGAGACUGAAACGCAUGGAGAAAAAGAGACGGAAGGCCCAGAAGUUGCCCUACUAUGCCAGUUACAGCCAUGUGCGAUUGAUGAUCCACACUCUGUGCACUAGUCACUACCUGGACAUCUUCAUCACCUUCAUCAUCUGUGUGAACGUUGUGACUAUGUCACUGGAGCACUACAGCCAGCCUCAUUCUCUGGAGAUCACACUCAAGUACUGUAAUUAUUUCUUCACCAGCACCUUUGUGCUGGAGGCUGUCCUGAAGCUCAUCGCAUUUGGCUUCCGUCGUUUCUUCAAAGACAGGUGGAACCAGCUGGAUCUGGGAAUAGUGCUGCUGUCAGUAAUGGGCAUCACGCUGGAGGAGAUAGAGAUAAGUGCAGCUCUGCCCAUCAACCCCACCAUCAUACGAAUUAUGAGGGUGCUACGUAUCGCACGUGUGUUAAAGCUGUUAAAGAUGGCAACAGGAAUGAGAGCACUGCUGGAUACUGUAGUCCAAGCCCUGCCACAGGUGGGGAACCUUGGACUCCUCUUCAUGCUGCUCUUCUUUAUUUAUGCGGCACUCGGGGUGGAAUUGUUUGGAGAGCUGGUUUGUAACGAGGACUACCCAUGUGAGGGAAUGAGUCGACAUGCCACCUUUGAAAAUUUUGGCAUGGCAUUCCUCACCCUCUUUCAGGUGUCCACUGGAGACAACUGGAACGGCAUCAUGAAGGACACUCUUCGAGAAUGCCCGCCGGGCGAGUACGCCUGCAAUCCGAGCCUGCAAUUCAUCUCUCCUCUGUACUUUGUGAGUUUUGUGCUCACGGCCCAGUUUGUUCUGAUCAAUGUCGUCGUGGCAGUGCUCAUGAAACACCUGGACGACUCGAACAAAGAGGCCCAGGAGGAGGCAGAGAUGGAUGCAGAAAUUGAGAUGGAGCUGGCCCAGGGAGCACUCUGCUGCAUCAUUGGAGGGGGGACUGGAGGGGGGACCGGAGCUGAGAGGAGCAGUGGAGGGCAUCAGGGGCCUGGUUCCAGCUCUGGAACAGCAACUGUUCUACCACCAUCCCCAAACACACACACAGGGACCCACGAGCACAACAGCGCCAGGAAACUGUACUCACCAGCCCAGGAGAACUUGUGGCUGGACAGUGUAUCUCUGCUUAUCAAAGAUUCAUUUGAAGGAGAGAUGCUGAUGAUUGACAACCUCUCUGGCUCUGUCUUCCAUCAUUACUCCUCCCCACCCGUCUGCAAGGACUGCAGGACUCAUCCGCAAGAGCAGAUCCACAUGGCUGAACUGGAGCAGGCGUCUCUGAGGUCAGAGCAGCUUUCAGAUAAGUCAUCCUCACCAGCGCUGCCUGAUGACCUCAGCCUGGACGAGCAGAGCAUGUACCAGAUGGCUGCCAAGGAGGGCAAGGAAAAGGGCUGUGAUGAGUGUCUAACCUCAGAAGAACCAGGCGGGAGAGGUCACAGCAGAUUACGGCGACCCUCUCGGGUUCACAGCUCCGGGAUAGAGGAUGGGCCGGCAAUGCAUGGAGGCGGUUCUCAAAGUCCACAUCAUAACACACCUGCUCGUCACAGCAUAGGUGGAGUUCCCUGUAGCAGCAGUAAUCAAGAGUACCCAGAGGUUUCUGGAGGUUCAAGCCGCUCUAACACUCUUAUUCGUCUCCCAGCUGAAUUCUUCCACCCAGCUGCCGCGGUCCUCCCUGCACCCCCAAAAGGCCGACCGGGACACAAACCAAGAGGGCUCCGUCUAACUUCCCCAGCAUCAUGGGCAUCUCUACGCUCUCCUGGAGCAAACACCAGGCUGCUCACUACACAGUAUCCAUCUCACAGUGACUCCUCCCUGGCUACGGGCAGCUCAGAGGGCAGUCUACCGACCACCAUGGAAGAAGGGCUCAGUUUCGUCGUAUCCACCCCCCAGCCCCUGUUGGACACGCUCCUCGACGAACGUGCCAGUCUCUCCACAGAGACCCUGAGACCCAGUCCUCCAGCCCUCCAGAACCUCCAAACCACGAGGGGGCACCAGCGCAGCAAGAGCAACUGUGAAAUGAACAUCAGUGCGGGAAGCACUAGACAAGGCCCCGAUGGGGAUGUAAGGAUGGUACGGUGCGGCUCAAACCUGACGUGCGACAGCCAGCAGCUCUUAGAGACGCAGAGCAGUCUGUCGCUCACGUCGCUGCUUCUGCCGAGCUCUCUAGCGCCCCCGUCUGUGAAAAAGUGCAACAGCACGGGCAGCUUAGACCAGGGGACUCUAACAACCCAAGAAAAGGUGUUCGCAAAAGAGCCACUGGGUAAUAUCGCCAGCCCCUGGAAAGAAAGGAAGGAAGGAGGACGAGAGAGGCAGUUGGAGGCAGCACAAGGAAAAGACGGGGAAAGUACAAGCCAAAUAACAAUUGUGGGCUCUAGAAAAAAUAGAUGAAACUCUACCUAGUGUUUUAGGAUGUUAACACUUUGAGCAUACAUACUUUUUACAGGUUAUCUGUUCAUUUGUCAUUUUGUUUGUUUGUUUCUGUCUGUGUUGUACAUAGUUGAGGAUAAAGAAAAAUGUUCCAUUGUCAGCCUGAAGUAAAGCUUUCGUUUUUAUCAUUUGUCUAUCUAUCUGUAUGUCUGUCUUUCAUUUUUUUAUUUAUUUAUUUAUUUAUUCAAGUUUAUUUAUUUAAAUUAUUGUUUGUAUAUUUAAUUAAAGGGCAAAUGCAGAAAUAUGUAAUCUCCUACCUUUUGCAUUAGGAGAUGAAGAAAAUAUGGACACAAGGACAAAGAACAGUCCUCUGCAUGACGGAGUCUCUUUACAAAGAAGUUCAAUGUCACAUUUACUGAAGAUGUCAAUGCUGGAUGAGAGGAGUGAGGUUUUUACUCAGAUAUUUUUUUAUUGAUAUGCUCUGGAUCAAGGAAUAGGUGACUCACGUUGUUGUGGUCACUUUUGUCCUCCCCACAAUCCAAAAACAUUUCUCUGUGACUUUAUUCCCUGCAAGUGGCUUCCAUUUUUAUAAUUUUGGUUAGGUGGAGGGGACUCUUUGUAUGCUGGGGCGAAAAGAGCCAAGCAAACAAACAAAAAAAAAAAAAAAAAAAAAAGGAAGAAAAAAUGAUUUUAGACUGUGGAUUACCUGAAUUCUUGGAUAUUUUGGAGGUUGAAUACAGCCAGACACAAAGGAUGAUGAACAGGCCAUGGGAUUUAAAUGCUUCUUCAAGAACCCAGGAGCCUCUGAUUUAUUUUGUUCCUUGGAUGGCAUGUCAGAUGAAGAAAACACAAGACGGUGAUAUUCAGCUUUCAUUUUGACAAAACUAGGUUGAUUGGAUUUGCAACUGAAUCAAUUAUUUAUACAUGAAUUUUCUUUAGCAUGGUUACUGGACUGCAGUAGGACACCUUAUUUAUUAUUCCUCCUCUUUAAAAAAAUUGCACUUGUUUGCUCUUUAUUUCAUCUAACUUAGAUUUGGUCACUGUAUUCAUGUGCAAAUGGAGCAACUGUAGGUAUGUCACUCAAAAAAUCUCCAAAUAUCUUAGUUUAGUCUGCCGUAGUGUUUAGCACCCCUGGUGAGUUUUGUUUUAUAAUAUUCAUGUGAAUAUCACAAGUAGACUUGACCUGUUGAUGAACUUCAUUGUCACUUGAUUGGUAGUGACUGUCCAUCCGUGACGUCGUCGGGGUCUCUGUACAUUACGUCAGUUGUGUUGUGGUUUAGUCAGGACCCAAGUGCGGGGUUGUCAUUUUAAUCUUGCUUAUUCCAUCUAUUUGAGGAACACUACAGUUUGAGGGAGUUUAAUCAGCAAAACACAAUAACAAAGGGCUUACUUGGUUUCCAAGGUGUUCUUGGAUCUCACAAGACAAUUUUUUGCUAAUAGUGCGCAAGACUUCAAAGGUUAGUCUGACACUACAGCAAUAAACAGUAGCUUUGUGUGCCCCAAGUAUACAUAAUGAUGUCAAUGUCUUUUUUUUUCUUCUUCUCCUUCAAGUAGAGUAUUUACCCUUGAUUACUAGCCUAAAAAACAACACCUGCACGACGUGAGGGCUGAUCUCAUUACAUAACCAUUCGAUCUUUGAGAAUAGAUGGGCUGCCAAUGGUUCAGAUGAACAUAUGAAGUCAUUUCGAACUCAGGGCCUUGGAAAAUACCACUACUGAAUGCUCUGUUUCCUCAGGGAGACAGAUGACUGGAUGAAAAAAAUAGGACUGUAUGUUAAAUGUUAAUGUUCAUUUGAUUUGACUUUGCAUUUAAUGCUCUAAUAAGCUUGCAUCAGUGCAUCACCAUUAUAGCAGAACAUGAGCGGUGGCCAGUUUUAUAAGAGUAACAGGUAAACCAAGAGUUAAUUUAUAGCCAUCGCUGCAUAGUUUGAGAGUGUAUGUAGCUUAGAGAAAUAUACGACAAUGCGUUUAAGGACGGAUGCAUAUAGUAUUUGAAAAGUAUAUGUAAGUGUGAUGUUAAAUGGUCUAGAGUGAUGGGUGAGAUUUUAUACGAAACUCAAUGUGUCUUGUCACUGGGUUGAACAUAUGUACAUAUCCUUUUAUAUAUUGAAUUGCAUGUGUGCAAUGACCAAUGACAAUAAUACAUGCAUUUUAGAGUG